This is a messenger RNA of Gilbertella persicaria, 552 nucleotides long. Its product is annotated as Sybindin-like protein. Bases 36 to 443 code for a protein of 135 amino acids. Gene Ontology annotation, biological process: endoplasmic reticulum to Golgi vesicle-mediated transport. Gene Ontology annotation, cellular component: TRAPP complex. The transcript is spliced from 3 exons. NCBI's taxonomy places the organism in Eukaryota, Fungi, Mucoromycota, Mucoromycetes, Mucorales, Choanephoraceae. The record is from RefSeq and is a predicted model, not a curated record.
AUAAUGCCGCUGAGUUUCUUUCUCGCUUUUUCUUUAUGAUUUACUCUUUAUACAUUAUCAACAAGGCAGGUGGUCUUGUUUAUCAAAAAGACUUUACGAAACAACUAGAAAAAUUGUCUAGUAAUGAAUAUUUAGUUUUGGCUGGUACAUUUCACGGUGUUCAUGCGAUUACAUCCAAGAUUUCCCCCAUCCAUAACUCAUCAGGUAUAGAAAUGUUGGAAGCAGAGAACUUUAAGCUGUAUUGUCACCAAACACUGACAGGCACCAAAUUUUUACUUAUUACUGCACCUCAGCUUAACAGUGUGGAUAGCUAUAUGAAAAAGAUCUAUGACAUCUAUAGUGAUUUCGUUAUGAAAAAUCCUUUCCAUACACCAGAAAUGCCCAUUCGUUCAGACCAAUUUGAUCAAUCCUUAUUGAAGUUUAUUAAUGCACAAGGCAACUAAAAUGAUUUCAAAAGCUUCGACUCAAAGAAUCCAAACAAACUUUAAGCUUUACAAAGAAUUUCAAAUAAAGAAUGAUACUAUAUAAAUCCCUCUUUAUUUUUACACAAGA